AUGGCUGCUGGUCCCAAGUGCCUCUACCACAGCCCAGAUGAUGCGCAUUGUGACUGCCCGUUUAUUUACCAGGGUAAAUCCUAUUCCUCUUGCACCCAGGAUCACUCUUCUGAGAUGUGGUGUGCCACAAAAGUUAACCCUUACACGAGACAAAUGAAACUAGGUUCAUGGAAAUCUUGUGAAACUAAAGAGAAUGGAGGUAAUGAUGGUGGACGACCCUGUGUGUUCCCCUUUGUGUACAAGGGCAACACCUACAAUACCUGCAUCAAUAAAAGUUCGUCAAGAUACUGGUGUGCCACAACAGGGAACUAUGACAAAGAUGGGAAAUGGAGCCGCUGUGCUGAUACCAUUGGUCAGCAUUGUGUCUGCCCAUUUAUUUACAACGGUAAAUCCUAUUCCUCUUGCACCAAGGAUGACGCUAAUGCGGUGUGGUGUGCCACAGAAGUUGACCCUGACACGAAAGAAAUGAUCGAAUCUAAAUGGAAAGAGUGUAAGACAAAAGAGAAUGGAGGUAAUGAUGAUGGACGACCCUGUGUGUUCCCCUUUGUGUACAACGGCGAAACCUACAAUACCUGCACCAAUAAAAAUGCAAUGGGAUACUGGUGUGCAACAACAGGGAACUAUGACAAGGACGGGAAACGGAGCAUCUGUGCUCAUACCAGCUGCUGGCUUCUGGAGGCUCGGGCACUCCGUGCGGCGGUGCUGGGCGCCUACCCGGCAGGCUGCCUCCAGUCCUUGUUGUCUAUAAUGAAAGAGAAAAAGAGCAAGAGGAUUUUCUUUCUCUUUGUUCCCCUUUGCUCUUCCCGUACACAUCGCAAGGUAUCUCAACACAACUUUCAUAAAUUGACACAAGGACUGAGUACAAACCCUACAGGGCCAUGUGUGUUUCCUUUCAUCUACAAAGGAAAACCCUAUACCGGUCCAUCUUGUACAGCUGAUGGGGAAUCCACUGAAAGUCUCUGGUGCUCUCUGACCUGCAACUAUGAUGAAGACCCAAAAUGGACAUACUGUGAUCCUUCUGGUAUGGGGAAAACAGAGUACACUGGAAUCAGGAACAGGACGAGCAAGGAUAACCACACGCUUCAGCACAGUGGUGGCAGGUGCUGGCGAAGGGAGCAGCCGGCCUUCCUUAAAUAG
Messenger RNA from Zootoca vivipara (common lizard), 1137 nucleotides. Lineage: Eukaryota; Metazoa; Chordata; Lepidosauria; Squamata; Lacertidae. The record is from RefSeq and is a predicted model, not a curated record.